This is a messenger RNA of Lithohypha guttulata, 2766 nucleotides long. It is a transcript of the gene SPC98, whose product is annotated as Microtubule-nucleating Tub4p (gamma-tubulin) complex component. Gene Ontology annotation, molecular function: microtubule minus-end binding; gamma-tubulin binding. Bases 1 to 2766 code for a protein of 921 amino acids. The record is from RefSeq and is a predicted model, not a curated record. Gene Ontology annotation, biological process: microtubule nucleation; spindle assembly; cytoplasmic microtubule organization. Gene Ontology annotation, cellular component: equatorial microtubule organizing center; spindle pole; centrosome. Lineage: Eukaryota; Fungi; Ascomycota; Eurotiomycetes; Chaetothyriales; Trichomeriaceae. The transcript has a single exon.
AUGGGUGAUCAACACAGGGUGAGCCGCAUCGAUGCAGCCCUCUCGCAGUUGUUCGACAGCCUAUUGCCGGCUGAUCCAGCGACAAUCAACGAUCCGACCGUAUUGAGAUGGCUAGAUAAGCUCGUUCACAAUGCUAGAGAUUCAGUCCAUGCUGGGCAAGAAGACGUGCCUGCAGAGGUUAACUCUGCCCAGGACCUUAUCCGCCGUAAGUUACUGAGGGAAAAUGCGUCUCCUGAAAAGGCUGCAAGAUUCAGUAAUUUGUAUUCGAGACUCCUUUCGAUGCCCGUUCUCAACCAAAAAUGGCGCAUACUGUAUUUACUGCACUCACUGUCCGAGAACCAGUUUCCUGUAAAUGGACCGCGUAGUCCUCUAGCAGAAAUUGAACAACAAAAAUUGAGCAAACAGAAGGUUCAGCAAGGGUACCCUCGAUACUACGAGAAAGCCGACAGUGACCAUGAGGAGCCCCCUGACCGGAGAACCUCAGUCGAACCGAGAGCAGCAGUAACAUCUCCAAAGAAAGCUGGCCUAGCAAGCACACAUGAGGUUCGCCACGAUGUGACUAAUAGCCCACCGAAGCCGCAGAUCGCAGAAACCGCAGCUGUACCUUCCGAGCUUGAUCUCCUUAGAGACUUGCCCUUCAGUAUGCAGGGACUCUCAUCCAAGAGUUACCAGUUCGUGUCUCCAACCAUUGUCAAACUGCCAUCUAGCCUGCCUAUACCUAUUAUUUCCCUCCUGCAUACACUAGCCGAACCUUGCCUACUAUACAAGACAUUGACUGUAUUUGUGGAUGCACAAGACGGUGGUUUGGUCAACCAAAGUUUACGAGCCGCAAUUAGCGGCGAAUUGCGCUCGUAUCUUGGCUUGGUUGCAACUCUCGAGGGCGAGAUCAGAAGAGCAUUAACUGCGAUAGAGAAAGGCGAAGAUGACAAAAAAAGUGUUCGAGCUGCCGGAGUGACGUUGAAGAGAUGUGUAAUCUGGACCCGAGAUGCGACCAUGGGUCUACGUUUGAUGGCUUUGAUAGUGGAAGACUCUCAGCGGAAGAGGGGCGGUCAAAUCAUAUCUCUUAUUCACGGCCUACUGGCAUCUCAUGGUGAUCCAUUUGUGGCAGGUUUUGCUGAGCGUUUGCUAGCACAUGUUGCCAGACCAUUCUACGACAUAUUGCGUCACUGGAUCUACGAUGGAGAGUUGGUUGACCCCUUCAACGAGUUCUUCGUCGUUGAGGCUGAUCCCAUGUUGAAAGCAGAUGUUGACCCCCGAAGAGUUGCCAUGUCUGUGUGGGAAGACAAGUACAAACUCGAAGCUGAACUGGUACCAUCGAUCAUGUCAGACGAUUUCGCAAAAAAAGUCUUUUUGAUCGGCAAGUCUCUCAAUUUCAUCAGGAACAAUUGUGGUGACUCGGAUUGGGUCAUCCACUACUCUCAGGCAAACUCAAAAUCGCUUGAUUAUGAAAGCACGUCGCACGUCAAUCUCUCAGCGUCAAUUGAUGCGGCCUAUCAAACCACUAUGGCCCGCCUUACGCAUCUUAUGUCCAACAAGUUCUUUCUCUUCACUCAUAUGCAAGCAUUGAAAAGAUAUCUUCUUCUCGGCCAAGGCGACUUUAUCGAUUUGCUAGUUGAGUCAUUGGCACCAAAUCUCGAUCGUCCUGCUCACUCGCAGUACCGUCACAAUCUAACUGCUCAGCUCGAACAUGCCGUUCGUCAUAGUAAUGCUCAAUAUGACGACCCCGAAGUCGUACGCCGACUCGAUGCUAGGAUGAUCGAGUUGAACAGGAACGAUACAGGCUGGGACUGCUUCACUCUAGAGUACAAGAUCAGUCCACCUUGUGACGUGGUCAUCACACAAUGGGCAAAUACUCAGUACUUGAAGAUCUUCAACGUCAUGCUGCGCGUGAAGCGUGUGGAGUAUAGCCUCAACACAACAUGGCGAAAAUGCAUGACAGGUGCACGUGGUGUACUUUCAGACAUUGACGAGAAACUUCAGGGAGAUUGGAAGAAUGCCCGCUGUCUUGUAGCUGAAAUGGUACACUUUGUCAACCAAUUACAAUAUUAUAUUCUUUUCGAGGUGGUAGAAUCAGCCUGGGCAACGCUACAAAAGACAAUCACGAGGUCUGAUGCAACAUUGGAUGAUUUGAUCGAGGCACACACCAAAUAUAUCAAUACCAUUGUGCAGAAAGGAUUGCUCGCUUCCACAGCUGAACGUGAAGAUGGCUUUCUGGUACAACUGCACAACAUGCUGAAAUGUAUGCUCAAUUAUCGGGAGGUGGUAGAAUCCCUCUACUCUUUCAGUGUUGCAGAAUACACUAAGCGCCAGCAAUCUGCUACUCGCACCGAGAAGCGUACUGCGGCAGGAACUUCGCGGGCAUCCACUCCGGUAGUCGCUGGUGCAAGGGGUGAUCGAUGGUCUGCUAUGAGUGACGAACUCGCCAAAGAUACAGGCUCGCCACAGCUUCUUCCUUCGCAUGCGGGACAUGACUCAACCUUACUUACUGGAUUAAGGAAGCGCAUGAGUGACCUAAGCAACGAUUACCAUACACGAAUUAAUGCUUUCCUAUAUGAUCUUGCACACCAGCCCGAUGUGGAUUUGAGAUUCCUUGGUGUGGUUAUGAAUUUUAACGAGGCGUACAAACCAGUCAAUCCCAGAAGACAGAAAAGAAAGGAGAAGGGCAAGAGUUCCGACGUGCAGAGCCAAGCAGGGGUUUCAAGACCAGCAAGUGUGGUGCCUACAAGUGAUGCUGGUGGGAGAGGAGAAGGUAGCAAGGCAGGCUGA